AUGAAUUCGGAGCCGACUAUAGCAGAAACAGCUGGUAUCUGUUUCAAUGUAUUCCAGCAAUGUCUGGAGAAGUCGGCCUUCAUCUCCCCGCGGGAGAUGUCGCGGGUCGAGGAUCAGUUCGCGAGAUUCUCGUUGUGGACGGCCAAUAUAGGAGUCUUUGCUUCGGGACGAGCAUCAUUAGACCACCGUCUCAGGGAGGCACAGGAAGUCCAUGAAGUGAUUACUGGGCUGUUGGAGGCAUUGGACGAUAAAAUCAAAGAGUGCACCUCUUAUUUCAAGUCAUUUAUAGAGCCUGAAGGCGAUGAUGCCCAUGAGCUUGAUCAAGAAAAGCUAGACAAGCACAUUCAAGGACUUGCAAAUCAAAUUACCCUUCUUCACCGGUUAUCGAAUACUAUUCGAAAAGCCAGCAGUGAAACACAAAAUGCGAAAGCUGCCAACACGUUCAAAAUUCUAGAUGAUGAAGGAAAUGACGUGGAACCACUGCUACAGAUCAUUUUUGCCAACUACGUGCGCGAUAAAUUCCGCAGCAUUGAUGAGAAAAUCCUACAACGACUUGUCCGCGCAAUGAUAACGCGCCGGAAACGAGUGCUAUAUAAGCGAUCACGUUUUGGGAAUAUUGCUGUCAGAGUCAAAGAGACAAAGCCUCAGCCAAAAGUGCAGGCACCUCAAACACAGCCGCAAAAUGACCCUGCUACGCAGAAAUUACCACAAGCAGGGAGGGAAGAAAACAACGCCCUUAAAGAAGGCGAGACUGGAGCAAAUUACAAAUCACAAGCUGGGGUUAGUGCAACCACCCUAGCGGUAGAUAAAUUCAAAAAAGCUUCUGCGCCUUCUGUCAUUUCUGGGACCAAAACAGUUGCUUUCGACAAUCAUGAAGAUCUCCCAUUCCCAAUCCCGCCUCUUGGUCACGUCAGACGCAGAUACAAGAAAAUGAAAAGGGCACUAGAGGAGCAACAUAAAAGUUACAUGGCCACCAUUUCAGGAAAUACCAUAGGCGCCAACGUUGAUAUAACAGUUGAUCUCCAAGUAAAGGCGGAUAUCAAAUUAUCGAGAGAGCUCAAUGAAUGUUGGGACCAAUGCCUUCGUGCCGUAGGCGAGGUGACGUGCCCAUUCUGUUUCUAUGCCAUUUCGGCAUUGGAUAUAAGCGAUGACAACAAGUGGAGAUCACACGUUCGGAAAGACCUUGAUGCCUAUGUUUGUCUGUUUGAGGAAUGUAAUGACCAAGACAAAUUGUUUGGUCAUAGCGAAGAAUGGCUACGACAUAUGCGAGACCAUGCAUUACGUUGGCCCUGUAACUCAAAAUCACACGGCACUAUAGUCUUUGACUCGCGAGACGAGUACAUAAAUCACCUGAAAGAAGCCCACAAAAAUACAUUCAGUGACGCCCAGCUACACGUCCUCGCCGAUAGAAAUGCGCGAGCGAUCGGAACACUGUUCACGUCCUGCCCAUUUUGUGGAUUUGAUGAUACGUCAACUGGUGUCAAAAUUGAGGAGCAUAUCGUGGGUCAUUUGAGGUUUCUUGCCUUGAAGUCUUUGCCACCAUUUGAAGAUGAGCGGUCGGAAAGCUCUGAUGCCGAAAGCACCAGUUCGCGGAUCUCGAAACCUCGCAAGAGAAGCACCAUCGAGAAUGACCCGGACAAAGAAGUAAAAACCGAUUUCAUGGAUAAUGGCCCAAUAGUACUUCUUGAUCAAGAUGGCGAAAGCGUCGUUAAACCAGUCUUGACUCAAAACAGACCAAGAAGGAGAAGCAUGGAAUGGGGAUUCGUUACGGAGGCUUUCGAUGAAAUGGUGAAUGCGAAUAAUGACACCGUACUACAACAUAUUGCAAUCCAGCAGGCUCACAAAUCCAAUGCUGUAUGGAAUGUAUCCCCUGAGGAGAUGGAGCAUAUUCGCAAAAAGUUUCUCCGCCCACAUUCUAUCGAUAUGCCAGAUGAGCAACUCGCACCGUUCAUCGCGAAGCACAAACGAAGAAUGUGGAUGGGAAUGCCGCAAGACGAAGGAUCUCGCGAUCCGUCAACUAUUAAAUUGUCCGGAAUUGAUGAAGAUGCGAUACGCUCUUAUCUCAUGGAGACGAGGGCUGCUGGAACAGACACAGGAAUUGUGAAUAUGCCGCAUGAUCGUCAAUAUUCGUCCCGAUCUGUAACGAAUCUCAGAUUAGAAUUGCGUGAAAAUCAAACGACAGUUACAGAGACGGACCCAGAUGAAGGAAGUUCUGUCAGGGGCAAGCAUAGUUACACCACAGACAUCACUGAGCUUUCCCCGGGGCCUCAAUAUGUGAGUCAGUAUGUGAGUAUUCCGGGAAGACGGCCAGCUAUACCGUCAGAAUCUGGAACUCGUACUACCUCUCGUUUCUUUGGGAGUCGACCGAAGCGAACUCACUCUGAAGAUCUGCCCCACAGAUGGGUUUCACCAGAUCAGGAACAUUUAAAAGAGGAUCAGAAAGAGUAUCAGAAAGAGUAUGUAACCAUUGAUGACAACACUGGCUCAACCCCUGCUUCGAUAAUUGAUAGAGGGAGGAGUUUGAAUAGAAUCCGGUCUGAAGAAGGCAAUAUUGAUCCACGGUCAGGAAUGCUCGAUUUGAGUGUCACAACGAUAGAGCCAGAGCGUCAAAGACAACCACAGAGUCCGGGAACGCAACCAAUGCCAAUAAGGUUGUUCCAAACACACGAAAACACAGCAAACAGGCCGCCGGUUGUGGGGCGAAGUGAAGUUGAUAAUAUUUCUGAAAAUCCUAUAACUGGCGAGAUCCCCAAUGCCGUGCCUCGACAGGGUGUUGCAGGAAAUUCUAUACUUGUCAACUUCGACACUUCAAGCCAGCAAACUAGAGUGUCAAAUCUCGAUGACGGUGUUUUGGAUGAUAUGAUUCAACGUCUUCUAGCUUCACCCGGAUCCUCACCCAAAACACUGUGUAUCAGCAAUGAGGAAAUAGCAACCCUGUGCGCGGUUUCUCGGGAAUUAUUUCUAUCGCAGCCCGUGUUGUUGGAACUAAAAGCCCCGAUCAAAAUCGUUGGAGAUAUACAUGGCCAGUACACCGAUCUCCUGAGAAUGUUUGAAAUGGGUGGUUUUCCACCGAAUGAGAAUUAUCUGUUCCUUGGUGACUACGUUGAUCGCGGCAAGUCAGGACUAGAGACAAUUCUUCUGCUGCUAUGUUACAAACUUAAAUACCCGGAAAAUUUCUUUCUGUUGCGAGGAAACCACGAAUGCGCCAACGUCACCCGUGUCUAUGGGUUUUAUGAUGAGUGCAAACGUCGAUGCAACAUUAAAAUGUGGAAAACCUUUAUCGAUGUCUUCAACUGUCUCCCAGUCGCGGCUAUUGUCUCAGAUAAAAUAUUCUGUGUUCAUGGCGGGCUAUCGCCGUCUCUGGCACACAUGAAUGAUGUUCGCGCUUUAGUCCGUCCGACAGAUGUACCCGACUAUGGUCUUCUCAACGAUCUACUUUGGAGUGAUCCGGCAGAGAUGGAUAAAGACUGGGACUCCAAUGAACGCGGCGUGAGUUAUAUAUUUGGUAAAAAUGUGAUUCGGGAGUUUCUGUCAAAGUUCGACUUUGAUUUGAUAUGUCGGGCUCAUAUGGUUGUUGAAGAUGGCUAUGAGUUUUUUGAGGAUCGUUUGCUUGUUACUAUAUUCACUGCGCCUAACUAUUGUGGAGAAUUCGACAAUUGGGGCGCAAUAAUGUCUGUAGCGGAAGAUCUUCUAUGCUCGUUUGAGCUACUAAAGCCCUUAUCAGCGGAGGCAAAACCUAUCAAAGCUGCAAAGUCAUUGACAGCAAAUAUACGCGACAGAUGGAAGAGAUGGACGACUCCUGCACCAAAGUGA
Molecule: messenger RNA, 3813 nt
Organism: Talaromyces amestolkiae
Lineage: Eukaryota; Fungi; Ascomycota; Eurotiomycetes; Eurotiales; Trichocomaceae
Exons: 4
Coding region: 1-3813 (1270 amino acids)
Cellular component (GO): nucleus; cytoplasm
Molecular function (GO): protein serine/threonine phosphatase activity
Source: RefSeq, a predicted model, not a curated record